Candida tropicalis MYA-3404 is the source of this 1443-nucleotide messenger RNA. RefSeq names its product trans-hexaprenyltranstransferase. Gene Ontology annotation, molecular function: prenyltransferase activity. Gene Ontology annotation, cellular component: transferase complex. NCBI's taxonomy places the organism in Eukaryota, Fungi, Ascomycota, Pichiomycetes, Serinales, Debaryomycetaceae. The record is from RefSeq and is a predicted model, not a curated record. The transcript has a single exon. Gene Ontology annotation, biological process: ubiquinone biosynthetic process; isoprenoid biosynthetic process. The coding region runs from base 1 to 1443 and encodes 480 amino acids.
AUGCUUUCAAUUAGAAAUAUCACUAGGAGAUCUCCACGAUUACUAAAGACAAGGUGUUUUGUAAACAAUUAUUCCAACUCCACGUUUAAAACUGCAGUGGAAACAGCUGAAAAAUUGGUAUCUCCACCAGCUAGUAAAUUUGAAGACCCAUUCUCAAUAGUAAGUCAUGAAAUGUCAAAUUUAGCAAAGUCUAUAGCGAGUUUGAUUGGGUCAGGACACCCUGUUUUGAAUCGAGUCAGUUCGUAUUAUUUUGAAGCCGAAGGGAAAAAUGUUCGUCCUUUAAUUGUGUUAAUUUUAUCUAAAGCUUUACUGAAAAUCCCAAUUGAACAAAGAAAUAGAAUACAAAUUGAUACUUUUGAUGUUACUGAUCAAACUAAAUUCAAUGGUACACCAACUACUGAAAAUAGCACAAUUGCUGGUAAAUCAGUCGAUGAUUCUUUAUCCCCAUUGGCUAUUUUACAUGGAAUUAAUCCAAAAGUCAUCUUGGAUCCUUUAAGCAAACCAAUGGAUAGAUUACCUAUAUUGGAUGGAAACACUACUGGAAUAUUACCUAAACAAAGAAGAUUGGCUGAGAUUGUGGAAAUGAUCCAUACUGCUAGUUUAUUGCAUGAUGAUGUCAUCGAUUUGUCUGAUUCCAGAAGAGGUAGACCAAGUGGGAAUAUUGCAUUUACAAAUAAAAUGGCUGUUUUAGCAGGUGAUUUCUUAUUGGGAAGAGCUUCUGUUGCCAUCGCCAGAUUAAGAAACCCAGAAGUUAUUGAAUUGUUGAGUACUACCAUUGCCAAUUUGGUUGAAGGGGAAUUUAUGCAAUUGAAGAAUACCGUUAUACAAAACAACAAUGAUGAUCAAAUAGUAAAUGAUGGUGAAGUUAAAGAAAUCCCUCGUCCUACAGGUAAAGUUCCAACCAAACUCCAUGAUUAUUCUGUUAGAACUGUUGACCAUGAAACAAAUGUUGAUGCUGCAUUUGAAUAUUAUUUGCACAAAACAUAUUUGAAAACAGCCUCAUUAAUGUCCAAGUCUUGUCGUGCAGCAGCUGUUUUAAGUGGUGCUCAAGAUGAUGUCAUUGAAAACUGUUAUAGUUUUGGAAGAAAUUUGGGAUUAUGUUUCCAAAUAGUCGAUGAUAUGUUGGAUUAUACUAGUAGUGAUAAAGCUAUUGGUAAACCAAGUCAAGCUGAUUUGAAAUUGGGAUUGGCAACUGCUCCAAUAUUGUAUGCAUGGAAAGAAGAACCAGCAUUAGGUGAAUUAAUUGGCAGAAAGUUCAGUCAACCAGGUGAUGUUGAAAUAGCCAGAAGAGCUGUUGAUAAAUAUAAUGGGGUUGAAAAAACAAGAGAAAUGGCCACCAUGUAUUGUCAUGAAGCAUUGAAGAAUUUAAGAUGUUUACCUGACUCUGAAGCUAGAAGUGCAUUGGAAUUAUUGACCAAUUCUGUUUUAACCAGAAGUAAGUAG